Molecule: messenger RNA, 816 nt
Organism: Trifolium pratense (red clover)
Lineage: Eukaryota; Viridiplantae; Streptophyta; Magnoliopsida; Fabales; Fabaceae
Exons: 3
Coding region: 1-816 (271 amino acids)
Source: RefSeq, a predicted model, not a curated record
AUGUGCAUGGAUACACCAAAAGCUACAUUAAAUGCUGACAGGAAAGAAGCUGCAGAUAUUGACAAGCUUAUGGAAGAUGCAUCCAAAAUACUGUACAUUAAUUUGUACAAGCAGGAGAUUUUCAACUCUCUUGGAAUGAGACUUCUCACAGAUGAGUUGUUUGGAAAGAUGAACAAAGCUGCAAAGGAACUGAUUAAGGAAAUUGGAAUAUUAGAAUUAGAAGUCAUGUAUUUAGAACAAUAUCUGCUCUUUUUGUAUUGGAAAAGAUUUGAUGAACUCGUUUCAUCACUGUCAACCAAAGGAAGAAGAUUGCAAUCAGCUUCAUACAUUAACAGAAGUACUUCGGAAUUAAGUUGCAAUGAUUCCAUCCUUGACAAACAACGAAGAAUGGAAUUAGCUUCACACAUUAACAACGGAACUUCUGUAGUAAAUGUCAGAUGUGGUAUCUCUGACAAAGAAAUUUCAGAUCCGCACUCAAGUGAUAUCGUUUCAAGAAGUAGUGUAGGUGGUUUUCAGCUCAACGAAUGCAUAAACCAGUUAGAACCAGAAUCUGUUUUAGACUCUAGUAUUCAUCUAUGUUACUCUACAUUAUCUCAACAAACAGCUUGCUCGAUUAAAGCUUCUUCCGAGAACAUUAGGUCCAAAGCUGCAGAGUCUUACCAUUCUCUACCGUUAUUUAUGCUAGAGCAAGCUCAGUGUGCUAAAUGCAAGUCAACUAGCCUAGCAGAACAAUUUGGGAAUAGCUACAUUGAUAAUGUUUCAGAGACACCGAAUUGGCUUUUUGAGGAGAUGAUAAAAUGCAUAUCAGCUAUAUAG